AUGCUCCCUACCGACAAGCUAAAGGCGUUGUUGCCCAUCACUGUGCAUUCCAUUACUCAACCACCAAGUCGCUAUCCAUCUCCCUCCCCUACCUCAUCCCCGGAAUCAACCACUCGCCUCUCUUCUACACCCCCGCCAUCGCACAUGCUUCCUGACUCGUUGGAAGACUCCAUUUUCGCCGACUAUGAUGACAGCAGAUCCAAUGAUAUGGACCAGCAAGUCAAGCUCGCACUGACCGAACUGCUCAAUUCGGCAUCGAUAAAAUCCGACCAACAAGUGCGCAUGUGGGUUCAGAAUAAGCUCAUGGACACUGAGCACAGGCUAAAAGCGAGGCGCAAGAGCCGGAUUCUGAAUAUGGGGAAUAUGGGUGUGACCAACAAUACAAAUGUCUCGUCAACAUUGAAUUCCCCCGGUGUAUCAGUUUCAGAUAUGCAACCAGGGUUUCGGGGGGGAUUGCCUCUCGUGGAGUAA
Molecule: messenger RNA, 471 nt
Organism: Paracoccidioides brasiliensis Pb18
Exons: 1
Coding region: 1-471 (156 amino acids)
Source: RefSeq, a predicted model, not a curated record